AUGGUGACGACUGUGCUGUUGGCUGUCUUUGUAGCCGUCGUCCUCGCCGCGGUGGUGUACCGCCACAUCCUGCCGCUGCUCCGCAACCCCAGUCACAUCACCAGGUACGGCGCGGUGUUCAAGUCGCACCUGUUCGGCGCGCCGACGGUGGUGUCGUGCGACGAGGAGCUCAACCACUUCGUGCUGCAGAACGAGGAGCGGCUGUUCCAGUGCAGCUACCCGGGCCCGAUCCGCGGCAUCCUGGGCGGGUCCUCCCUCCUGGUGGUCACGGGCGAGCGCCACCGCCGGAUCCGCGGCAUGGCGCUGGCCUUCGUCGCCUCCACGGGGCUGCGGCCCGCCUACCUCGCCGACGUCGACCGGGCCGCGCGCGCCGUCGUCGCGUCCUGGCGCGGCCGCUGCGCCGCUGCCUUCUGCGACGAGGCAAAACAGUUUGCAUUCGGCACCAUCGUGGAGCAGGUGGUGGGCUUGUCCCCGGAGGCGCCGCUCAUCCGCAGGCUCCUCGAGCACUACUCCACCUUCAUGAAGGGGCUCGUCUCUCUCCCUCUCAACAUCCCAGGGACACCGUAUGCCAGAGCUGUAGAGGCGAGGAGGAAGAUAUCUCUCACUUUGGAAGAGAUUAUGGACGAGAGGUGGAAGGGCGAUGAUGGGUCAUUUAGGAAGUCUGCUUUCAUAGACGGGCUCAUUGCAAAUAGCGAGCUGUCCCACGAUGACAAGGUCACCUUCGUGCUGGACUCGCUUUUAGCAGGCUACGAGACCACCUCCGUCUUGCUGUCCAUGCUCGUGUAUUUCGUCGGGCAAUCUCCCCAGUGUCUGGAGCAACUGAAGGUAGAGCAUGAGAACAUAAGGUCCAGCAAGGCAACAGAUGAGUUCUUGACCGCUGAGGACUACAGGAAGAUGGAAUAUACCCAACGUAUAUAUCUCCUGAAGUAA
This is a messenger RNA of Miscanthus lutarioriparius, 930 nucleotides long. Lineage: Eukaryota; Viridiplantae; Streptophyta; Magnoliopsida; Poales; Poaceae. The record is from the annotation of a GenBank genome assembly.